Stylophora pistillata is the source of this 1115-nucleotide messenger RNA. RefSeq lists its product as uncharacterized. Lineage: Eukaryota; Metazoa; Cnidaria; Anthozoa; Scleractinia; Pocilloporidae. The record is from RefSeq and is a predicted model, not a curated record.
UUUAAAGAGGCAACAAGGUAUGCAGAUGAGAUGGGUCUUCAGUUGCAGCUGGAAUACCCAAGUCCAGCUUGCACAAACUUGACGUGAUAGUAGAGAGGUGAUAACAGCAGAGAAUUUGAAGGUAGAGCUGAGAAGGGUUUUGGAAGAGAAGACAUGGGAAGCGGUGCAUGAGCAGAAUUGGCAGGGGAAAUUACUCUCUGCGAGAACAGAAGACGAGAGUCUUAACUUCAACGGAUGUUAUUGGUGGCUAAGCAGUUGGAAACAGUUUGCAACACAUACAGUGGCGGGGAUGUUUGAACUCUACGAGAAAUUAUUACCAACGAAGUUGUAUGCCUGCCAGAAAACGCACACAGACCCUACGGGUGAGGUGAAGUGCAGGCUAUGUGGUAAGACCCCUGAAAGUGUCGCCCAUGUCUUGGCUGGUUUUACCACCCUCGCACAGAAUAAGUAUCUUACCCAACAUAACGCAGCCUUGAAAAUACUUUUCUUUGAAAUUCUGCACGACCUAGGCCUUGUAGACACAGUCCCCCCUUGGUACUCACCAUUGAAACCGAAGCCAGUGUACGAGGCGAACAAUGCGCAAGCAUUCUGGGACGUUCCGUUAUUUGUGGAGCACCAAGAAGUUAGAGCCAACAAAAUAGAUGCACGUAUUAUCGACCAUGAAUCAAGACGAGUCAUCACGCUGGAGAUGAGCUGCCCAUGGAUUACAAAUUGGGGGAAAAAGAAUGAGGAAAAAACCUCGAAAUACGGACCGUUUCGUCGGGAAUUAAAGCGGAAGUACCAAGGAUAUGACGUGAAACAAUAUAUCAUCAUAAUGGACGCAUUAGGGGGAUGGUGUCGUGACUUAGAAGCCGAAAUGAAGGAGUUGGUCGGAAACAAGAGUAAUGGAGUUCUUCAAAAUAGGCAGAAGGCUGUGAUCUCGGGAACACUAAAUAUCUCUCGGACAUUUAAAGUUGUAACAUGAACAAUGAACAUCGCGUACUAUAAACUCUUCACCAUCAAAAAUUCUGUGGAUUAUUAGAAACUUAAGAAGUGAUCGUCACUGAUUAACUCUUUCAUAGCCGAAAUAAGUAAUAGGUUUUUAAAGAAUUUAUAAUGACUAUUUCAGAUUUGGA